Tinamus guttatus (white-throated tinamou) is the source of this 907-nucleotide messenger RNA. Lineage: Eukaryota; Metazoa; Chordata; Aves; Tinamiformes; Tinamidae. The record is from RefSeq and is a predicted model, not a curated record.
UUCACAGCUAUUGAUUUUCUGGAGAAAAUACUGACGUUUAACCCAAUGGAUCGACUAACGGCCGAGAUGGGUCUGCAGCAUCCUUACAUGAGCCCGUAUUCGUGCCCGGAGGAUGAGCCGGUGUCUCAGCACCCGUUCCGCAUUGAGGAUGAGAUCGAUGACAUUUUGCUGAUGGAAGCUAACCAGAGCCAGCCGUCUAAGUGGGACAGGUAUCAGGUCAGCCUCUCCUCUGAUUUGGAAUGGAGACAUGAUAAAUACCACGACAUGGAUGAGGUCCAGUGAGACCCACGGGCAGGAUCUGAGUCCAUUGCUGAAGAAGCACAAGUUGAUCCAUGGAAAUAUUCACAGAGCAGCUCGGAGAGGUUCCUAGAGCUAUCACACUCAUCGAUGGACCGAGUUUUUGAUGCUGAUUAUGGGAAAUCAUGUGAUUACAAAGUGGGGUCACCUUCCUACUUGGACAAAUUGCUGUGGAGAGACAAUAAGCCCCAUCAUUACUCAGAGCCCAAGCUGAUUUUAGAUUUAUCCCACUGGAAAAGAGCUACCAUAGCACCCACAGCCGAGAUCGCCUUGGAAGAAGAGCCUUCCAACCUCUUUCUGGAGAUUGCUCAGUGGGUGAAGAGCACGCAGGUGGGUCUUGAGUGCUCCAGUCCCCUUCCUGAGAUUCAAGAAUGGAGCCUGCCAUCUUCUCCUCACCACCUCCACAAGGAAUCCAAGGAGGUAGGCACUGCAACAGACCCUGAGUUUGACUUGGAUGUCUUCAUCUCCAGGGCCCUGCAACUUUGCACAAAACCCGAGGAUCUUCCAGACAACAAACUCAAUGACAUCAACGGAGCCUGCAUCGCAGAGCACCCCAGUGACAUGGUACAGACAGAGGUGUACCAGAAAGAGCGAUGGUGAAGCACUGCAC